AUGAAUAUCCAGAGCAUCGGAGAAGAAUCUAUUCAUAACAUAUGCAGCAGCCAAGUUAUAUUCACACUUAGUAGUGUAGUAAAAGAGCUAGUAGAAAACAGCAUAGAUGCAGAAGCGAGUGAAAUAAAAAUAAAGCUAGUUGAAAAUGGAAUAAAAUUAAUAGAAGUGAAUGAUAAUGGAGCAGGGAUUAGGAAAGCCAACUUCGAAAAUGUGUGUGCAAGACAUGCAACAUCAAAAAUAAGUGAAUUCGAAGACAUCCAUAGUACUUUAAAUACUUUAGGAUUCAGAGGAGAAGCAUUAAAUUCUUUGUGUAUGCUAAGUGAUUUACAUAUUGUAACAAAACAUGAUGAGAGCACCCAUGGGUAUUUACUAAAAUUUGAUAAACUUGGGAGACUGAACCAAGAAGAACCAAUUGCAAGAUUAAGAGGAACGACUGUUAGUUGUGAAAAUAUCUUUAAAAAUAUUCCAAUUAGAAAAAAGGAUUUUAUAAAAAAUAUAAAAUCUCAACUAUCUGAUUUAUUACUACUAAUGCAACAGUAUGCAAUUAUUUAUUGCCACAUUAAAUUUAUAAUACACAACAUUGUGACAAUAAAAGGUACUGUAAAAAAUAUGAACAUGUUAAUAACAAAUGGUGGUAAUGAAAGUGUCAAAAAGAGUAUAUACACCAUAUAUGGGAAACGAAAUAUCGGAAAUCUUAUUGAAUUUAACAUUGACAAUGAAGAAUGGAAGGUUAGGGCGUACAUAAGUGAUAAUAAUAGUGGACGUAGAGAUAAAGAUAUUCAGUUUUAUUACAUAAAUAGUAGACCCAUACAUGUAUUAAAAAGUGUUAAUAAAAUUAUUAAUUCUAUUUACAGAGAGUUUAAUAGUAGAAUGUAUCCUAUAGUUAUUUGUAACAUUUUGUCUGAUAUCAAAAAUUUUGAUAUUAACGUAACUCCUGAUAAAAGAGAGGUUUUUUUUAUUUUCGAAAAUGAAUUAUGCGAACACAUUAAGACAUCCCUAGUUAGGUUACUCACUCCCCAAACUAGUGCCUUGAUUGAUACGCACAUUGGUGAUUAUUUUUUAAAAGCGAACAAUAUACAACCGCAGAAAUUACGGGUCAAAGAUGAGCUAGCUAACUGCCAGGGUCAUACAUAUGAAACAGCUGACCGUUCAGGUGAAACCGCCAAUCACACGUACGAAACGGCUGAGUGUUCAGGUGAAAUUGCUUCCCACACAUGUGGCACCGCGCGGCAUGACACAUGUUUUGGUUGCACCGAAAAGGACAUACUCCUUGCACGCCCCACAAGAGAUACAUACCAUGAUAUCUAUUCCCCAGGAGAAACAAGCGAGGUCGUGAUAAAAAAUGAGGAAAAUGCACAUACGCAGGUUGAUCCGACAAGAGAAAUGGGCACAAAACAUCAAAGAAACAGUGAUAAGGAUAAUUCUAACAAUAAUAAUAAUAGUAGUGGUGAAAUUAAUAAAGAUAGUAAUAGGAACAUGGAUCAUGCCAGUAGAGAGUCGAUGAUCAUGUGGAAUUCCCAAAAUGAAAGUGACAAAAUUGCAUAUCGAAACGAAGAGGAUUUUCCUUCUCAAAAAUCCGAGAAUAUGAAGCAAGAGGAGAAAGAAAAGUGCCCAAAAUAUUUACACAGCUCUGUUAAUGGUCAUGUAAAGAAAGAAUAUAAUAAGGGAGGAACCCCCAAUGCACCAUUUUAUGAGAAUAAGCAUAAUAGUAAUACUUUUGUCGUUAAUGAGAUGGAAGUUUCAAGUAUCCAUCAUUCUAAUAGACGUACACAACAGGGAAAUCAGAUCCAAGAAGGGUUGUGGAAAAAUGGGACUGUUCAGGAGGAAGACAUAUGUCCAUAUGUGAGUACUGGAAUAUCUUGUAAUGAUGACGAUGCGAAUGUUAAUGAGUAUCAAAUGGAGGAAGAGGCAAAUUCUUAUGCACAGGUUUAUGAGUACAAAAUGGAGGAAGAUGCGAAUUCUUAUGCACAGGUUUAUGAAUACAAAAUGGAGGAAGAUGCGAAUUCUUAUGCACAUGCUUAUGAGUACAAAAUGGAGGAAGAUGCGAAUUCUUAUGCACAGGUUUAUGAAUACAAAAUGGAGGAAGAGACGAAUUCUUAUGCACAUGCUUAUGAGUACAAAAUGGAUAACAGCUCUAAUUCUGAUCUACACAAACAUGAAGAAAUAAAGGGAGAUAAUAACCACCACUGUGAUGCAGCCUACGGAAAUAGUAGAGACUUGGUCACGUUAGAUGCACAACCAGAAAAAGAACAUGGAAGAAUAAGUAACAGAGAGAAUGCAAAUUCAUCUGAAUACUCUUUUGAAGAUUUAAAAGAAAACAUAAAAAACAGCUGCAUUAAAAGCAUCCCCAUAGAUAUCAACAUGUACAUAAACAGAGAACAAAUGAAGAAUGGAUUUGAUUAUGAUCAAAUACAUGUAAUAAAUUUAACUAAUAGCGAAAAAAUUAAGAACAUAAUUUUUCAAAAGAAGAAAGAACAAGAGAAGGUAAACAAUUAUCUAUGCUUAACUGAUGAACAACAGGUGAAUGAAUACUCAGGUUUGUUUAAUAGCAGUUUAAACAUAAAGGAGGGAAACAGCACAGGCGGUGAUGUCAUAACCGGAACUGGAACCCGAACUGGAACUGGAAAUGAUGAAGAUAUCAACUUCAGUAACAUAGACGAGAAGCAGAAGGAUUUAUAUUUUAACUCCAACUUGUUUGAGAAACUUAAAAUAUGUGGCCAAUUCAACAAAGGAUUUGUCAUUUCUAAAAUAGAUUUGUUAUACUUUCGAAACGAGUGUACAGAUAAAAAAUGUGAGAAUACUGCUGAUGUAGGUAGUAUUACUGUGGGCCCAAGAGCAGGUACAGUAGGACCCGAUGAAAUCAGUAACGAGAAUAAGCAGGAGAAUAACUACGCUCUAUUCAUUAUAGACCAACAUGCAGCAGAUGAAAAAUCCAAUUUUGAAAAGUACAACAAAAUAUUUACAAUGAAAUCGCAAAAGUUAAUUAGCAAAAUUGAUUUGGAGUUAAGUCCUGCACAAAUUUAUGUCAUCGAAAAAAAUUUCGAAAUUUUUUUGCAAAAUGGAUUCGAUAUAGAAAUUGUAGAAGAACCCGUUUUGAAAAGGAGGAAGAUUUCUCAAAGUUUCGAAAUGGACACGAAUUAUGCGAUUCAAGAAGGAGAAGUAGGAGAAAAGGGAGCAGUAGGGGACGUAGGAGAAAAAGGAGCAGUAGGGAGCGUAGGAGAAAAAGGAGUAGUAGGAAGCGUAGGAGAAAAAGGAGAAGAUGGCGAUGAUACUCUAAUGCAAGUAAAAGUUUACUUAUUGUCCCUCCCCGUAUUCAAUGGAAAAAUGUUGGAGGUCGAAGAUUUUAUGUCUCUGCUUCAUCACUUGACGGAGCACCCCAUUACAUACGACAAGGAAAGUUUUCAGAUGUUCAUAAAAAAUAAGGGACAAACAAAUAGGACGACUGACACGUGGUUUAAUUAUAACUUCCCUCGCCCUCAGAAGGUUUGGAGGAUCUUGGCUUCCAAAGCCUGCAGAAACGCAAUUAUGGUUGGGAAAACUCUGAAUGUAGCAGAAAUGAUUAAGAUUAAAAAAAAGUUAAGUGUACUGAAAAAUCCAUGGAAUUGUCCCCAUGGGAGGCCAACCAUAAAAUAUAUUAUAAAUGACAUGGAUAUAAAAAUUUGCUUCAAAAAUUACUACAUAAAAUUGUACGACGAAAUUACAAAUUUAAUUUUGACAAAAAAUUACGAUGCAUAUAAAUAUCUCUUUCAUAAUCAUGUAUUCUUUUUAAUUAUGUCUUCCAAGCCUCUACUUGGCCCUCUCUUAAAAUUUCAAUAA
This is a messenger RNA of Plasmodium gonderi, 3816 nucleotides long. Its product is annotated as DNA mismatch repair protein PMS1. Gene Ontology annotation, biological process: mismatch repair. Gene Ontology annotation, cellular component: MutLalpha complex. NCBI's taxonomy places the organism in Eukaryota, Apicomplexa, Aconoidasida, Haemosporida, Plasmodiidae. Bases 1 to 3816 code for a protein of 1271 amino acids. The transcript is spliced from 2 exons. The record is from RefSeq and is a predicted model, not a curated record. Gene Ontology annotation, molecular function: mismatched DNA binding; ATP binding; ATP hydrolysis activity.